AUCACCUAGCUCUGGUUGGACGAGGAGUGGUGGAGAUGUGAGGUAGGCCUUUAAGGACUCAAUGGCAUCCUAACACUUGGAUGUCCAAAGAAUAUCCUUCGGGGAUUGUAAUCCCUUUAGCAUUUUGAAGAAAGAUAGGCACUUGUCUCCAGCCCGAGAGACGAAUUCGUUAAGGGACAUAACCCGACUGACCAGACAUUGAAUUUCUCAAACGGUUUUUGGUGGGGCAAUAUCUUGUAUUUCUUGGAUCUUGUUUGGGUUUGCUUCUAUCCCCCUCUUCGAAACAUGAACCCCAAGAAUUUUUUUGAAGUAACCCCGAAUGCACACUUUGUUGGGUUUAGUUUCAUCUAAUUCUUAUAUAAUUUUGAAUGCCUCCCUCAGAUCGAUCACAUGAUGACCACCUUCUAUGCUUUUGACAAGCAUGUCAUCCACCUAUACAUCCAUGUUCCUUCCAAUUUUCUUUGCAAACAUAAUGUUCACCAUUCUUUGAUAGGUAGCACCGACAUUCUUCAAGCUAAAUGGCAUUGCCUUGUAAUAGUAAUUGCCUCGUUUGGUCAGGAAUGAAGUAUUGUCUUCAUCUUCCUCCUUCAUACUUAUCUAAUUGUAUCAUGAAAAUGCGUCCAUGGAGGUCAGUAUCUCAUGGCCUGCCAUUGCAUUUGGUCUAUCCUCGGGAGCGGGUAACUAUCUUUUGGCCAGAUUUUGUUCGAUAAGUGUAAUCUAUACAAAAUUUCCAUUUUUUCUUUCAACUCCAGGGCCAUUAUGUCGUUGGUGAGCCACAUGGGGAAUUGUACUUCCUUGAUCAGGUGUGAAGCCUUCAACUUCUCUACCUCUUCAUUGAUAUUUUUUGUCACUCGGGGGUGAAAUUUCUUCUCUUCUGCUUGAACAACUUUCGCCAUUGUUUAGCGUUGAGGGUUUGCUCAAUGAUGGCUCUAGGGACACUGGGCAUAUCCUAUUCUGACAAGGUGAAGACAUCCGCAUUCUCACUGAGGAAGUGAAGUAUUUCCUUGACUUGUCCUUGGUUCAGUCGAGCUCCCAGUGGCACCGUUUGGUUGGGUUCUUCAUUGACCAAUUGUACUUGUACCAGCUCCUCCACCGGUUCCCCUCUUUAUAGGAGGGAUUCAUCUUGGAUGUCCCCAACUUUAAUCUCUCAUGCUGGGGGCGAAAUGACAACCAAAGUUUGCAUCGGUGUGUCAACCAGAGGAGGCGAAGGCAAGACCCCUACCCAUGGAAUCUCAUCAUUGGCCUACUAGUCGCCCCUUGAUCUUCUGGUUCUCCUUAUUUGCUGGGGAGAGGAUACAUGGGACACCCAUCGUGCAAAUUCAUAGUUUUGAGUAGAUGGCUUGAAUAAUAGCAUUCCCUCGCAAUAGUUGAUUCCACUAAGAAUGGAAAAAAAUUUGUCCUCUCGAAAGAGGUUUACCUUGGGUAUUUAUAGCUGAGGAGGAUGACUAUAGAGUGAGAGUCCUGCUUUGGAAGCUUCUUAGUACUGGUAGGAGUUUGAAUAUAAUAAGAAUUGUAACGGGAAAGUAGAUAUGGAAGCUGUCCCAUUUUUGGGAACUCCAUGCAUUGGCCAUAUCCUGGGGGAUAUCGUGCCAGGAUAUGAUGAGAUAUCCUCCCUUCUAGGGAAGAUUUGAUAUCCAUCAGGGGUCCUUUACAGACCAGGAUUAGUCCAUACCUUGUAGCUCAUGUGCCCGACUAGGAGAACCCAUGGGAAUCUUAGGUCAAGCGACCUCAGUGGGGUGGCCUAAUUGUCGAGCUACCUAUCCCGAGCGAGAAGUUGUAUAUGCCUCUUUCCAUUUUUCCAGUGUAUACCUUGGCCUUGCUGUUCGGUUACCAAACUAAUGUAGUUGGGCUUGUUCGGUGAUUCGGACAGCCAUGUGGCGAGACAUUUUGUAAUGUCCCCCUUACGCUAGUACUGGCCUAGUCAUUUGACUACUAAAGUCCCUUUGAUAAUAUUGGUCAGUAGGUCAGCUUAGGAUCUGGACUUCUGCUUUAGGUCGGGUGGAUGACCUCGUAAGACUUAGGCCAUUCGACUAGCCCUGCCGCUUGCUUGGUUCAUUUGGCAUAUUUUUUGUUGGUGGCAUAUUUUUACCAUAACACAUACUUUAAGGUCUCUUUCAAAGCUUUUAUGCUUUAUACCAGCAAAAGAUGGAAAUCUAUUAAAGAGCACAUGCAAAAACCUUUUUGGCGAAAUCUGAAUCAUCAGAUUAGACUGUCGAAUUGUAAGAUAUCGUGUCUGAAAUUUUUUACUAAAUAAAUCCUAAUUAUAUAUAUUUUUUUAUAUAUAAAUAUAAUAAUAAAUUUAGAAUGAAAUAUAAAAUAACAAUAAAAAGGCUUUCAGUAGAGUCUUGCUGAUGGCAAAUACUCUCCCUGGCAUGAAGAGCUAUUUUUUCCCACAGAGCUAGAUCAUGUCGGCUAGAACAACCUCCGUUUGAUAGAUGAGGUUUUUCUAGUGUUGAGAGCACACACUCUCCGAAGAGAUUCUCUGAGCCCUACUAUGAAUUACAGGGAACCCCUCAAACAAAUAGUAGGAGAAAAAUAGAGAGAGAGAGAGAGAGAGAGAGAGAGAAGAAGAAGAAGAAGAAGAAGAAGAAGAAGAAAGGAAGAGAUCCCCACAAAAAGGUUUCGCCCCACACGCUAGGGCUCUGCCCAGAUUGUAGAAGAAGUAUUAAAAGUAUGCCUAAGUCAAUACGAAUAGGCCUUAGGGCCAAAAUAGGUAAGUAUCCUUAUGCUUUCCCUUUUCAUUUAUUUCCAUAAUAAACAUUACAUGCCGUUAAAAUGCCUAAAAUAGCAUAAGUAGGUAUCUACUUAUCAAAUAUGUGCAGUUAUAAUGCCCAAAGUUUCUUAGAUAAGAUUCUCAUUCAUCCAAUUUAAGCAGUUAUAAUGUCCAAAUUUUUUGAGUAAUUUAUCCACUAUUUUUUUUUUAAGAUAUAAAAUGGGUAUUAAUAAAGUAUAUCAGAAAAAAAUUAAAUACUGAAUUCACGUUUGGACAUCCCCAAACGGCAAGAAUGAGACGAAAGAUUAAUAUGGAGAACUCCAAGAGAGGAAAUGUUCCUUUUCAGCAUGGAGUAAGCCUCUCCAAAUCCCAAUGCUUUUAAUCUCAAAAGGAUAUUGAAGACAUGAAGAGAAUUCCCUAUGCUUCGGCAGUGGGAAGUCUCAUGUACACUAUAUUGUAUACUAGGCCAAACAUUUGCUAUUCCGUUGGGAUUGUGAACCAGUAUCAAUCCAAUCCUGGAUGUGAGCAUUGGACCGCUGUCAAGAAUAUCCUCAAGUAUUUAAGAAAUACUAACUGUCUUGGUCUAUGGGUCAGAUCAAUUAUCAGUUAUGGGGUACAUAGAUUCCAAUUUUCAAACUGAUAAAGAUGAUAGAAAAUCCAUGUCAGGGAUGAUUUUCAUGAUUGGUGGUGGAGGUGUUAUUUGGAGGAGUGCAAAACAAAUGUCUACUGCUGAUUCUACCACUGAGGCUGAAUACAUAGUGGCCAGUGAAGCAUCCAAAGAAGUAGUUUAGUUGAAGAAAUUCUUGAAUGAUCUCGGAGUUGUCCCUAAGCUUGUUAAGGAUCCCAUUCUAUUGUAUUGUGAUAACAAGGGGGCAAUGGCUCAAGCAAAGGAGCAUAGGACUCAUCAGAGGAACAAGCAUAUGUAGCAGAAAUAUCACCUGAUAAGGGGGAUCAUUGGUCAAGGUGAUGUAGCUGUCAUGAAGUUGACUCAGCAGACAAUGUAUCAGAUCCCAUGACUAACGGCUUAGCACCUAAUGUGGUUUUGAAACAUGUGGAAUCUAUGGGUGUAAAGCAUAUGUGAUAUUGGUUUUGAUGUACAAGUGAAAUAUUGUUGGAUAUGUAUGUCCAUCAAACCCGGUUUAUUAAUAAGAUUGUUUAAUUUCAUUUAUGCAUGUCAUUUACUUAUUGGGCUCGUAAGUUGUUCCAUGGGUUUUCACCCAAAAUUAUUUUUAGCUAGGGAUAGGACUGGACAUCCUAUUAAUAUGGUCAUUACAUUGUAAGUCACCAGGGAUGUGAUUCCAGUACAUAUAUGUAAGAAGUCUCACUUUUGAAGGGAUUGUCUCACAAUUGUCAAAUCCCGGUAUACCACAACAAAAUGGUGUCUCUGAGAGACGCAACAGGACCUUGUUAGACAUGGUCAGGCCUAUGCUCACUUUUAGUGAGUUGCCUUUAUCCUUCUGGGGGAAACUGUGAUUUAUAUUCUGAAUGGGGUCCCAUCUAAAUCUGUACCUAAAACCCCAUUUGAGUAGUGGUAUGGGCGCAAGCCUAGCCUAAAUUAUUUUAGGGUACAGGGUUGUCCUGCGCAUGUACGCAUGCAACAAACAGAUAAGUUGGAACCUCGCACUUCUAGAUGCUAUUUUUUGGGAUACCUAAGGGCACGAUUAGUUACUACUUCUAUGACCCCACUAAUCAAAAGGUCGUCAUAAGUAAACAUGUUACUUUUAUUGAGGAAGACCUUACCUCCAAAAGAACUGAACCUGUGAUUUAUAUUCUAUGCCUGUCCUAUGUGCACCUACAGUCGAACCAGUUAACAUAAACCCUAUACCUACUAGCACUCAAGAGCCUCGAUGUGGUGGGAGGUCUAUCAAACCACCCGAACGUUUCACUCUUCUUACUGAAAAAGAUAAGACUGUGGAAGAAUUCUAUAUGGUCUCCACUGAAAUGGAUGAUGAUCCAUACACUUAUUCAGAGGCACUUAAAGAUGUUGAUACAAGUAAAUGGCUAGAAGCUAUGUGCUCUAAGACCAAUUCAUAUCACUCAAACCAAGUCUGGACUCUUGUAGAUCCACCACAUGGCGUCAAGCCCAUUGGAUGUAAGUGGAUCUUCGAGAGGAAGAGAGGUACAGAUGGGAGUGUUAAAAGAUUCAAAGCAAAACUGGUAGUUAAAGAUUAUACCCAACAAAAGGGUAUAUAUUAUGAAGAAACAUUUUCUCUAGUAGCGAUGAUGAAAUCAAUUAGGAUUUUGUUAGCUAUUGCAGCACACUUUAAUUAUGAUAUCUGACAGAUGGAUGAGCAAACUGCAUUUCUUAAUAGAUUUCUUGAUGAAGAAAUCUACAUGCAUCAGCUAGAGGGGUUCACAUCAAAUGUUGAUGAGAACAAAGUGUGCAAAUUGCAGAGAUCCAUUUAUGGUCUCAAAUAGGCUUCUAGAAGUUGGAACAUCUAUUUUGAUCAAACAAUCAAAAUGUUUGGCUUUGAACAAAACAUGGAUGAAACUUGUGUUUACAAGAAAUUUAGUGGGAGUGUGGUUUGUUUCCUAUUAUUAUAUGUAGAUGGCAUACUGCUUAUAGGGAAUGAUGUGGGUAUGCUUUCAACGGUGAAAAAGUGAUUGUUCACUAAAUUCUCCAUGAAAGACUUAGGCAAAGCCAAUUACAUCCAUGGGAUUAAGCUUGUGAGGAAUCGGAAGAGAGGGAUGUUAGACUUGUCACAAUCCACAAAUAUAGAAAAAGUCUUGGCCAGAUUUAAUAUGGAGAACUCUAAGAGAGGAAAUGUUCCUUUUCGACAUGGAGUAAGCCUCUCCGAAUCCCAAUUCCCUCAAUCUCAAAAGGAUAUUGAGGAGAUGAAGAGAAUUGAAUUCCCUAUGCUUCGACAGUGGGAAGUCUCAUGAACACUAUAUUGUAUACUAGGCCAGACAUUUGCUAUUCUGUUGGGAUUGUGAACCAGUAUCAAUCCAACCCUGGACGUGAGCAUUGGACUGCUGUCAAGAAUAUCCUCAAGUAUUUAAGAAAUACUAAGUGUCACUUCUUGGUCUAUGGGUCAGAUCAAUUAUCAGUUAUGGGGUACAUAGAUUCCAAUUUUCAAACUGACAAAGAUGAUAGAAAAUCCAUGUCAGGGAUGAUUUUCAUGAUUGGUGGUGGAGGUGUUAUUUGGAGGAGUGCAAAACAAAAGUCUACUGCUGAUUCUACCACUGAGGCUGAAUACAUAGCGGCCAGUGAAGCAUCCAAAGAAGUAGUUUAGUUGAAGAAAUUCUUGAAUGAUCUCGAAGUUGUCCCUAAGCUUGUUAAGGAUCCCAUUCUAUUGUAUUGUGAUAACAAGGGGGUAAUAGCUCAAGCAAAGGAGCAUAGGGCUUAUCAGAGGAACAAGCAUAUGCAGCAGAAAUAUCACCUGAUAAGGUAGAUCAUUGGUCAAGGUGAUGUAGCUGUCAUAAAGUUGACCUAGUAGACAAUGUAUCAGAUCCCAUGACUAACGGCUUAGCACCUAAUGUGUUUUUGAAACAUGUGGAAUCUAUGGGUGUAAAGCAUAUGGGAUAUUGGUUUUAAUGUACAAGUGAAAGAUUGUUGGAUAUGUAUGUCCAUCAAACCCAGUUUAUUAACAAGAUUGUUUAAUUUCAUUUAUGCAUGUCAUUUAUUUAUUAGGCUUGUAAGUUGUUCCAUGGGUUUUCACCCAAAAUUGUUCUUGGCUAGGGAUAGGAGCGGACAUCCUAUUAAUAUGGUCGUUACAUUGUAAGUCACCAGGGAUGUGAUUCUAGUACAUAUACGUAAGAAGUCUCACUUCGGAAGGGAUUGUCUCACAAUUGUCAAAUCCCAGUAUACCACAACAAAAUGGUGUCUCUGAGAGACGCAACAGGACCUUAUUAGACAUGGUCAGGCCUAUGCUCACUUUCAGUGAGUUACCUUGUAAUCCAGUGUAUUCUACGAAGUUAGUUUUGUCCAAAGACUGCAGUGUGCACUUGCUUAUCAAAAGUACUAAUUUGUUGCUUUGAAAUGUAUAGACUUAUAGUUGGUUCCAGAUUAUUUUGAAUAAACAUUAUUCAUUUCUUAUCUAUUUUCAAUAAACCCCAGUGUAGAGGAAACAAAAAUGGAGCAAUUUAGCAAUGAUUUAUAGGUUUACAGGGUCUCACUGUAACCAAAUGCUUAAUACUUUACAAUAUGAACUUAUUUCUUACAAAUUCAGAAGGCACUCACUAAGGCUUUUUCGUUUCCCCUCCCCCACCCUUUUUUGGUUACAAUAAUAUAAUGUCUAAUUAUAGAGAUGAAGGUAGAAUAACUUGAUGUCUUGCGACGUAACAUAUGUAUCCCAUAGUUGAAUGUGUCUUUCUUAAGAAAUUACUAGUGAACUUAAGCAUUAUCUUAAAAAUCUAAUCCAUACAAAUCAUGUAAUUUUGCCUUAUUUAUUCAAUUAGCUUAUAUCAUACAUUUCUAUUUGCUACAUAACAAAAGCCCAUACGUGCAUUGCUUGUGCAAGUUUACUAGUAUGUAUAUAUAUAUAUAUAUAUAUAUUUGUGUGAAAUUAUCUUGUACCGCCUCUAAAGUUGAAAAUAACUUGGAGUAACCCCAAAAAUGAAUAUAAUGUCUACCACAACCCUAAUUUGUAACACCGUUAACGGAAAAUGAGAAAUGUCCCUUUUACCCUUAUAAUCAAACUCUAAAAAAAAUAAAACCCAUUUUCUUUCAAACCAUUGCAUGCUCUCUCUCACCAGGUGCUCAGCCAUGACCUUAGCUAGGAGUAGAAUAUUAAUUCAAACAAGAUGCAAGCCACUGCUUUAUUGGUAAUUUUUCUGUUUAUUUCCCCCCUUUUUCUAGUGGAAAUUUUUGGCAUCUCAAUAUCAGAUGUCCUAUAAGCACCAAGUAGAAGUGAUGAAACACAAUCGAGUUAACAUCAAAUGUCAUAAUUAUAGCCCUUAAUCUCAAGAUUCUACAUCUGCCAAAGUUCAACAAAACUAAAGCUAGAGAGGACGAAAUGGACAAAUACACAUGGAACUAAUCCAUUCAAAGAAGGGCACAAUCCUCGACUAUUAUCAAAUAAACGUAAAGCGCAAGAGGGAGCAAGAUCAUAGCAUACCUGAUGUCGAAUAAGAUAAUUGAUGCCAAAGUAAGUCUGCAAUAGGCCAUGUACCUAGGGUUUUAGAAUACAUAAACCUUAGCAUCUCCGAUAACGUAGUGAUAGCUUCAAACCAUGUGGCUGGUGCCUGCACAGGGCGACGCACAUGUCUUCUUCUUAAAUGACCCGAUUUUGAGUAAUCUCCACUGCGAUCAUCCUCAUCAUCCUUGCACAACAACAGUCUCUGAUGCAACACUCAAUAUAGAAGCAUCGCCGCAUCAGCGGUUGUAGCCAUUGUCCCCGUAGCCAUUAGCUUAAGGAAUCCACAACUGCAAACGAAUUCUCAAGGAAAGCCCCCUAAAAUCGACGAUCUUGAAAGGGAAGAUCAUUGACAUGUUGAUACCAAAAAAGUGAUACUUUUACAAUCAAAUAUGUAUAAAAGAAUUAGAUGCUUCCACAUAUAUAGUUGAAUAACAUACCCAUAAGGGUAGAUUGACCAUUUAGCAAAAAAAUGAUUGUUCACUUAUUGUCUUAAAUCUAACAAAAUGGGUUUUUUUAUAUAUAAUUUUAUGAAAGUGAGGGGUCUACUGGACAUUAUUUCAUUUUUAGGUGUUACUCAAAGUUAUUUUUAAUUUCCUUUUUUUUUUUUUUUUAAUAACAGCACAGCUACGGCAAAAACACAGCGACAUGCAACUCUUAGCAGUGACGUGCAACAUAACCAUUGACACCCAGCUUUGAUACUAAAGUAAUAAUAAAAAAAAAAGAAAGAAAGCAAAUAGGUAUUUAGGAUCUGGGAUUACCUUGAUGUAGCUUUGCUCAUAGCGGGAUGGAUCGGGUUAUGGUACACGUUGAUCCGCAUGAACAACGAUGAACAAAGGACUGGAAUGAUCUUUCUUUUUACCAAAAUAAAAGAUAAGAUUUUCUCCUUAGCGUACAAAGUCUACAUAGAUUUUCAACUGAAAAAACAAACUAAGUUUUUGUCUCAAGUCCCCAAACGAAUGUGUGAUAUUAAUUAAGUGCGUUGCUGCUUUGGCCAUGCAUAGAAAAUUUAGAAUCCUAGAUACAGGACAUCUUGUUGAUGUUCUCGACUGUAUUAAUUAAUGAAGUCUUUUUUUUUAUCAUAUAUAAAAGAAAAAUAAUUCAACUAACAUAUCAUUCUUACCAAAAGGGAAAAAAAUGCCUCAAAUUAUUUUCUUCUUCUUCUUAUUUUUUUUAUGAAGAAAAGAGAAUCUAUUAAUUAAACAUUAUCUCCCCAGGCCAAGGACCUAGAGAAGUACAUAUGCUGCAAGUGUCUCAUAGUGUGAUUAGAGUCCCUAUAUUUACACGUGCCCAUACUGAGCAUAGAUAUCCCAAAACACCUCAAAACUAUAGUACAACCAUGGCGAGUGGGACAGUAAUGGAAUAGGCUGAAGAAGAUCCUUUGAGGAGAACCAAACUUCAGUGAUAGCCCAAUGCAUAGCGGACACCUAACGCAGACCAUAUAAAACCCCAUCAGCUUCAAUUUCAACGAGAGAGUGAGUUGUGGAAGAACCCUAAUAGAUAACCUGAAAUUGACCAUGAAAUAGAACACCACACAACCAAAAAGAUCUUGGCCUAAAAAAAUUAGUAAACCCAAUACAUACUAAAACACAAAAUGGAAAAAAAGGUAGUGGGCUUUCCCUGUUCAAGAAGAAUGCUAAAUAAUCUGUGAUAUAGGGAGAAACAGUGACAUUGUUAGAGACUUGGAAUAGAUCUAAAUCAUGCAUCCAACGAUUAAUCAUCAAGAUAAUCGACAUGGGGGUUGGGGUUCAUAUGAUUUACCAUGAUAUCAUUACGAUGGGACCAAAUAAAAUACACAACAAUAGCCAUCAUGCUAAAAAUCCUACGUACAUCAGCAUGGGAUAAAAGGGCUCAUAAAAAAUCUGUUUUACGAGUCCCACAACUGAGGGAGCAUUAAGGCCCUCUUUGGUAUCAUUUUUAUUUUUGAUUUUUACUUAAUUAAUAAAAAUCAUCAAUCAAAACUAUUUUUUAUCAAAACAUAAAAAUGGUUUGGUAACUACUUGAGAAAAAUGGUUUCAUAUGAGAAAUAGUUUAGCAUCUCUAUGUGUAAAAUUAUUUUUUGAAUAAAUGAGUAAAGAGAUUCCCUUCACAAAUUUGCUUUAUAACUAUUUUUCUCCACUUUGGGUUAAACAAGAGGGGAUAAGGGGCUUGGAUUUCUAAUUAUAAACCAAAUGACUACUGUACCCCUUCAUAUUGAGACUUUAAGCACGUGCUCAUUAAAGUUCGGCACAAAAAUAGCUGAAAUUCACUUUUGACCAAAACACAUAAAUGACUCUUGAUCUCUUUUUUAUUUUUAUAUUUUACCAAUUUUUUUUAAAUAGAAAAAAGCUCCAUAAAUGAUACCAAAUGCUGCCAAAACCAUUUUUGUGAACAAAAGUCAAAAAGAAAAAUGAUACCAAAGAGAUUUCAAAUAAUUUUCUUAUGAUUUCUAGCAUAAGCUCAUUGAUUACCUAAAAAAAAAAGCACAAGCUCAUUCCAUGUAUCCACUGGGCAUGAACGGAUCAAGUUCACGUAUGAGAAUGUUCUUGUACAUCCUUGGUCAAUGGAUUUAGAAUCUAUUAAAUGAAGAGAGAAAAUUGAUUCUAAAUUCACGGACCAGGAUCGUUUUCAUAAAUUAUCGUCCUGAUCUGCUCUCCCAGUGGGCCUGGCACACCUUUGCAAGGAAUCCUAUGGGCUGUGGCGGAGGUGGCUUUUGAUCUUAUUCAGGUCGGGAGACUCGUCACUUGGUACUUGUGAAGAUGAAAACAUCCAUCUCCUGCAUGCAACGGCUAAAACCCUAACAAAACCCCUUGUUGCUAUUACCGCAAUUGAACUGUGUUAUCGUCGUGGAGUGAAAAGCCACAGUUUUUAGUAUAAAAAUUAAAGAUUCUUCCCAAUUCAAAAAUUUAUCUUCAGCGAGUAUCAAUCAAUGGCGUUUGUGAGCUUCAAGAAGAACUAUCGCUCCGUCCCUUCUCCACAACAAUUCUAUACUGGAGGACCUUUCGCAGUAUCCUCUGAAGGUUCUUUUUUAGCUUGCACCUGCGAUGACAAGAUAAAGAUCGUCGACGCAACGAAUGCUUCGAUUAAAUCGACUAUUGAGGGAGAUUUAGAGGGCAUCACUGCUCUGGCUCUCAACCCUGACGAUAAACUCCUUUUCUUUGCCAGCCAUAGCAGACAAAUUAGGAUUUGGGAUCUCUUCUUCUCCAAAUGCCUGCGUUCUUGGAAGGGACAUGAUGGGCCUGUGAUGGGCAUGGCUUGCGAUGCGUCUGGUGGAUUGCUUGCUACAGCUGGAGCAGAUAGGAAAGUUCUUGUGUGGGAUGUUGAUGGAGGGUACUGUACUCAUUACUUCAAAGGUCACAAGGGAGUUGUUACCAGUAUCAUUUUCCAUCCUGACCCAAACCAGUUACUUCUGUUCUUUGGUAGUGAAGAUGCAACUGUUCGGGUGUGGAAUCUUGUUACUAAAAAAUGCAUGGCAGUACUAGAAAAUCAUUUUUCAGCAGUUACUUCCUUGGUAGUUUCUGAAGAUGGAUGGGCCUUACUCAAUGCUGGAAGAGACAAGACCCUUCUACUGUCCAGUCACAAGUUGGUGCUGCUGGUCCAUCCCAAGCUGGGCCUUCUACUGGUGUGGGUGGAUCUCUCAGGAUGGCCACCAUCCCCUUUCAUGGCUUCUCGAACUGGUCUUAUCCCAACGCAGCCCAUCCUAGUAUCCCUCAUCUUCUGGGGUGGAGACUAGAAGAAGAUGCUUUUCUUGGGCUGCCAAUUCCAUAUAACUGUGUAAGUAUAUAACCAUCUCUCAUUUGAUUGACUUUUGACUACCUUUGACUGAUAUAGUCUUCAUCAGGUGUCUCCAGAGUCUUAUGCCGAGCUUAGGAGGAUGCUCUAGAGCUUAUGUGAGGUGGUGCUCAACAAGGUAUCAACUCCUUCUUUUUUGUUUUUCUUUUUUUUUUAACCUUGUCCUUCUUCUUUAGUACUCUUUUUCUUGAUCAUUCCUCAUACUUCCCAAGAAGGAGAGAACACUAUCUUAUAGAGCCAAGUCAGCUCUUACCAACAGGAGAAUGCCUAGCAGCAUGCACAGAUUCAAGAUCUCACCCAGAGAUUGGUGAACUUGGGAUUAUCACCUACUAGCUCUUCGACAUUCCAUGAGGACAACUCCGAGUAUAGUUUAGACGAGGAUUUUGACUCUUAGGGGUCUGUUAUUGUAGUUCCUGCAAGCACAAACACAUGUAUACACCUUUCUCUUUUUCUUUUUCCUUCCUUAUGUUUAUUCCUUCUUCUUUUUGUAUUACCAGAUUUGGCCUUUUAUAAAUGAAGAUCUAUCUAUGACAUAAAGAAAAUCUUAUUUAUGAAUUUGAAUUUUUAGGCACAAUUAAUUCCACAACUCAAGUCUUCAUUAGAAUAAUUGGAUAAC
This is a messenger RNA of Macadamia integrifolia, 12175 nucleotides long. RefSeq names its product transducin beta-like protein 3. The coding region runs from base 10697 to 11500 and encodes 267 amino acids. NCBI's taxonomy places the organism in Eukaryota, Viridiplantae, Streptophyta, Magnoliopsida, Proteales, Proteaceae. The transcript has 4 exons. Gene Ontology annotation, biological process: endonucleolytic cleavage to generate mature 5'-end of SSU-rRNA from (SSU-rRNA, 5.8S rRNA, LSU-rRNA); endonucleolytic cleavage in 5'-ETS of tricistronic rRNA transcript (SSU-rRNA, 5.8S rRNA, LSU-rRNA). Gene Ontology annotation, molecular function: protein binding; U3 snoRNA binding. The record is from RefSeq and is a predicted model, not a curated record. Gene Ontology annotation, cellular component: 90S preribosome; nucleolus.